AUGAGAGUUCUCUUCUGUAUAGCAUUGCUUUUAGUUGUAAGUGGGGCAGUGGUAGUCACAUGCCCAUCAAAUGGAUAUGGUUGCGUUACAUAUGGAGCCAAUAUAGCUAAAUAGACAACAAGGACAAAUUCAUUGUGCAGAAAUGGGUAUUAUUGGAACAACCAAGCAUGCAUGCCAUGCAAAAACGCUGACGCAGUAUUGGGUGGUUAUUACACCUGUAGUGCUUAUUAUGAGGCAACCUCUUUGACAUGUACUUCUGGUUAUACAUUAAUAAAUGGUGUUUGUAUUCCUAUACCCUAACGGUUGUACUACUUAUGGUUUAAACUAAAACUAAGAUGCUUAUGUGUGCACAGCCUGCAACUCCGAUUACACACUUAAAGGAGAUAUUGUUCAUCAUGGGAUGAAAAUGCAGUUUGCACAACAUGCUAGACUGGAUACUUUUUAAAUUGGGACUUGAAAUUCACUCUAACAACCUCAGGCUCUAACAAUUAAACUGAUUGGAUCACAACCUGGUAAACAUACUAUAGAUUCCCCGGAGAAUCAUUUUGCAGUGUCUGUUCUUAGACAAUGGCCAAUUGCAAGUCAUGUAAUUCAGCUUAUACUUGUUCAUAAUGUAAUGAUGGUUAUUAUUGGUAAUAAUCAACAAGCAGUACCUAAUUGACAUCCUCCAAUGCAUAGUUUGCAGGUGCCUGUGUCAGUUGUCUCACAAGUGGAUAUUGUGCUACUUAACUGGUUAUUUCCCAACUAAAGAUACAACCAACACUAUCAUUUUAUCUUGUAAUGCAUGCCCAACUGGAUGUACAUCAUGUACUUCAUCAACAUAAUGCAUUGAUUGCGUUACCUCAUACUACAAAUAUAACAGAUAACUUAUGUUAUCCUCUCAAUAAGUGUGCUUCAAUCAACACCUAAUUAACAACAUCUGGAGCAAAUCCAAAGUGUUCUUCUUGUAUUGCUGGAUAUGCCUUAGACCCAAGUGGUUCAGGUAUUUGCUAUUAAUGUGGAAAUUGUGAUAGUUGCACAGUUCCAUCUGGAUAAUAAACAGCUGGUUUAUAAACAUCAUGUACUACUUGCUGGGACACAUAUUAUGGUGUAAAGGAUUCAAAUGGUAUAGUUACUUGUAAACCAUGCACACAAGCAUCAGAUUCAUUCUUGAGAUGUCAAGGACCUGUUGAAAAUUCAUCACUUACUAGUGUUGUACCAACUCAAUGCUAAGAUGGAUAUUAUUUGUAUACUCUACCUGCCGUAGGUACUACAGCAGCUUAAACUAUUUGUGUUCCAUCUACUCAAAACUUACAAUGUGUAACCAUCGUAGCAACUAGUGCCACUCAAUACACAUGUGCAACAUGUACCUCAUAAAGUAAAUUAUAUAACAACGCAAAUUGUUUGGUUUGUAAUCCAACCCUGACUUCCUCAUUACCUCAAGGAUGUACAGCAUGUUCUGGAUCUCCAAGCAAUUCAAUAACUUGCAGUGCUUGUGCAGUUAACUAUUUUUACUCGACUGGUACUACCACAACAUGUACUGCUUGUGAUUAAAAUUGUAUUUAAUGUGGAUCAGGUCCAACUUGUACCAAGUGUGCAAUAACCUACUAUGUAUCUGGUGCUGGAUGCACACAAUGUGGAGUUGCUAAUUGUGCCACUUGUACUGCUCAAAGUCCUAACACAUGUUAAGUGUGUUUAGAUGGAUAUUUCUUAUCCAGCAUCAACACAGGCACAGGAUCCACUUCUUAUUGUUUGAAGUGUCCUGCUGAAUGUGCAACUUGUUCUGCUCCAGGUUAAGUUUGUAAUUCUUGUAUCUCUGGAUACGUACUCUCAAAUGGAGGCUGUAUUUCUUUAAGUUAGGCAAAUUGUGCUGAAGGAUAUAUUACUUCAACAUUGAACAAUGAAUAGUACCCAUCCACCCAAAAACGGAUGUGCUAUAUGUAAAUAUGGAUUCUACAACUUUGAAAAAAGAUGUCUUCAAUCUGUCCAACCAUAUGCAGGAUCUGUUUAUACCACAACGAAUAUCGGAAUUGGCUCAAACCCAGGUACAUCUUCUUACCAGACCAUCAUGUAUUCAAUAUUCUUGGUCAUCAUGUUGCUUGGAUAUUGAUUUAUUAAUAUAAUUAUGGAAGAUCAAUUAGAACUAACUUCUUAA
Molecule: messenger RNA, 2134 nt
Organism: Paramecium tetraurelia
Lineage: Eukaryota; Ciliophora; Oligohymenophorea; Peniculida; Parameciidae
Exons: 8
Source: RefSeq, a predicted model, not a curated record